Pangasianodon hypophthalmus (striped catfish) is the source of this 10226-nucleotide messenger RNA. RefSeq names its product capicua transcriptional repressor b (gene cicb). Gene Ontology annotation, cellular component: nucleus. Gene Ontology annotation, molecular function: DNA-binding transcription factor activity, RNA polymerase II-specific; RNA polymerase II transcription regulatory region sequence-specific DNA binding. Bases 793 to 8475 code for a protein of 2560 amino acids. Gene Ontology annotation, biological process: regulation of transcription by RNA polymerase II. The transcript has 22 exons. The record is from RefSeq and is a predicted model, not a curated record. Lineage: Eukaryota; Metazoa; Chordata; Actinopteri; Siluriformes; Pangasiidae.
GCAAGGAAUCCAAACACACACACACACACACACACACACACACACACACACACACACACUGCGCUGUAAACAUUGCCCCGCUAUGAGGGAGAGCGACGGGAAUCUCACGCGGCGUCUCAUUGGCUAACGCGUCCUCAACACCUCCCUUGUGCCCGCCUACUUUCUGUUCCUAUGGUUCCCAGCGCUCUUAUUGGAUACUGUACACUUCUGGACGAGCCGCCGGCAACGUUUUCUAUUGGCUGUCACUCUACGUCAGUCACGGCUACUUUGACAACUUGGACCGCCCCGUAGUUUUUUCUCGCGUGCCUAUAGGUUACUGUAUCCGUCGGCGCCCUCUGAUUGGUCAAGCGGCCCAGCUGUUAGUGGUUCAUUCACCAUUUUGUGACUGUAGUGGAAAAGGGACGCGGAGAGUUUUUUUCCCAGUGCCUCUGAGUUCCUGUGGGGAGGAAGAGAUGUUUAACGGAUUAAGUAUAAAGUUAAAUGUCGGUUACAGAAUGUUUAUGGACGACCGUUGGACGCGACGUGGUGCUUGUAGGAGACACCUCAGCUGCAGUUUGUACCGCGAAUGUUUCUUCUGAUGUUGUGUGUUCGGAACUUGGCAGCAGAAGCCUGCAGAGAGGAGAGAGAGUCACUGUGAAGAUGUCAGGAUCAGUAGGAGACUGUCAUAAGGUGUAAUAGCAUCAAAACCACUUUGAGUGAGCCUGCUUAACAACAAGAAGGAAAGAAGUCCCAAAGAUUAAGAGAUUUUCAAAAAAGAAAGAAAGCUUACAAGGUGGACUACUAAAAUAAAAGAUGAGAUCUCUAAAAAAACAGAGAGGACGCUCUCCUCUGUCCACACGGGCAAAGAGUGCGAGGAAAAGAGGAGAUAAACAUGACAGACAAUCACAAACUACACCUGCUGCAGUCUCAUCCCAGAAAAAUCCACCAUCCAAGUUGGACACCUCUGAAGGGAAGACAGUCAAGAGGAACAAUAUUCCAAACAGGGAAGGGCUAAAAGGACAGAUAAAAGGACUGUCUGUGGAAGUAGAUCAAGCUGAGCAAAUUGUAGUGAGGGUCAAUAAAAUGACUACUCCUGAAAACACUAGCUCAAAAACGCAUAACAUUACCAUGACAAACAGUAUAACCAGCAACCCACUGAGCACAAACACAGCAGCCAAUAGCUCAAACAAAAGCAACUCUAUCAUUACCAAUCAUAGUCCUAUCACACUCUCCAGUAGGAAAACAGCUACCUUCAAAGCCAGAGUGCCCAAGAAAAAGUAUAUGUAUGAACAUGGAACUGUCAGCACCUCUCCAAUCAGUCCUCCUGCAUCUUCACUUGCACUUAAUAGCAAUCACCUCAGUAAACCUUGUAACCCCAUUUCUCCUAAUAGCCACCCUGUAGCCAAUAAUGUUGUAACAGAAGCUGACAAUGUUGUUAUGUCUGCUAACAUAAACAGCAAAGUUUUAACAGACAAUAAAACAAGCACAGAAACCUCAACACUCAAUUGUGUGGGUAGGGAUGAAGUUCCAUGUGUGAGAAGAAGCAUGGUGGAACCAAUGAAAACUGAUGCAUUUGGAGAAGUUGCUCCAAACUCAGCUUGCUCAUCAUCCACAGAAACAGCUAGUGAGAACUCUCCAGAUCUGGACUUGGUGGGGCCCUCUAAUGUGCACCAAAAUAUAGGGACUUCCUUAAAUAUACCAAAAAGCCCACUAACCAGAGCACUAUCCCUGCCUCCACUCCCUACCCAAAACAACCAUCAACUUGAGCAAGAAAGCUUUUCAGGAAUAGCUGAGGCACUAGCUAAAGGCCUCAAGAAUCAGAGAGUGCUAGCUCGUCAUCAGAGAACAAAGGAAGUAGAAGGAGAAGAGCCAAUCAAAGAAUGUGUUUUUAUCCGUGGUGUGGUGCGUGGAGCUACUAAAGAGCAGCUCAAUGUAGGAUUGCAGAUUAAUGGGGAGGAGAUGAAACUUUUGCUCCCAUUUCAUACACUGGUAAAUCACCCAGACCAAACUAUUGACCUCAUCUUAGAUGCCCCUCCACCAGGCAAUGAUCCAGUGGAAGUCGGGACACGUGUUUGUGUGCCUUAUGGAGAAGAUAAAGGGAAGGAAUGGUAUAGGGAAGGAGUAGUGUCACAGGUGGACUCCCAUCCAGCUGUUGCUUGCCCCUACAGAGUGCUACUGCAUGAAGAGAAUAAUCACAAGAAAGCAGGGAACAAACGAGAUGAGGGGCAACAGAGAACUUGCAUUCAGGCUGUGUGGGUCUCCCGACAGAACCUGCGCCUUCUUGUCCCACCAUGGGAAGGAGACGUGCAGGAGAGAGAGGAAAGAGAAAGAAGGGAAGAUAUGGAUGUAGAGAGAGAGAUGUGUCAGCUUAGUAGGGGAAUGACUAUGGGAGGUACAAAGCCACCUCAGAAGAAUUCUGAUAUUGGUGGUCAACAGUAUGAGGGCACACCUAGUUCCUCAUCUGCAUCCUCACCAGCAAUUAUGAUGUCAAACAGUGCACUAAUCAUAGUGACUGGAAGAGACAGUCAGGUGGCUGAGGACACAGAUAGAGAAAGAGCAAGAGAAAGAGAGAGAGAAAGAAAGCAGCUACAGACUCCAGAGGUUGACUUGGAAGUUUUAAGGCUUAACCUGGCACCUCUUCAAGAUGCAGUAGGUACUCUGGUUUCAGGAGUACCAAAAACAGUUAGACCCAAUGACCACAGACAGAUCAUUUCUAAGCCUUCUGGAUACUCAAGUCCCAUCUCAGUUGUCCGAGGUCUCACUGGCACAUCCUUGAGUACCCACUUGACUAGUCCACCAUCAGGCAGCCCUCAGCCACCUGCUUCAUCAGCUUUUGUUGGCUCUGAUGGAGUUCUGUUGCAGCCCCACUCUACGACUGUGCCUCCCUCACCUAGCUCAAAAGUUUCCCUUACACCCUUGGACAAGACCUCCACUCCUUCACAGACUUCUGCUCCUAUCCCAGGGAGUUCUGCCUCAUCCUCAGCUUCCUCCUCACGAUCACGAACUCCACUUUCUGCUGCUCAGCAAAUAUAUAAAAAGGGUGAUGUGGUGUGUACACCCAAUGGUAUCCGCAAGAAAUUUAAUGGAAAGCAGUGGCGUCGCUUGUGUUCAAAGGAUAGUUGCAUGAAAGAGUCUCAGCGUAGGGGCUACUGCUCUCGACAUCUCUCCAUGCGCACUAAAGAGAUUGAAGGAACAGGUGGAGAGAGGGAGCUAAAGAGAGGAGGAGGAAGCAGUUCAGGAACUGCAACCCCUUCAGACUUGCGAGGCCGGGCUAGCAGUGAGUUUGACUGGGAAGAGACAUCACGGGACAGCAGUGAGACCAGCAGUCGGGGAACUGACUCACGACCACGUCUUGUUCUUCCAUCACUUCUGCCACAGGAUUUUUCACGCUUUGACUUUGAUGAAUGUGAGGCUGCUACUAUGCUUGUGUCUUUGGGGAGCUCACGAUCAGGGACUCCCUCAUUUUCCCCUAUAUCAAACCAGUCACCUUUUUCUCCAACUCCCUCUCCCUCCCCUUCUCCACUCUUUGGUUUCCGUCCUGCUAAUUUCAGUCCUAUUACAACUUUAACAGUCUUACCUCCUCGUCGCCACCGACAUACAAGUGGUACUAGCAGCUCGAAGCUUAGUACUUUAGUGGCAGACAAGGAACGGGAGAGACUUGCAUCUGGCAUUGUACCAUCUUUUCAAACCAGUUUAACCUUUACUGUACCUGUAAGUCCUAACAAGCAUAAAUCAGAUACCUCACAACCCACAGCUCUUGUUAUGCAGGAUUGCACCAAACUUGACCUGGACCAGAGCACAGGAGAUCUCUCAGUAGGAACUUCCUUUCAUGUACUUUCUCCUCAGACAACCACGUUCUCUCAUUCCAAAAGGCCCACGUCAUCUGUAACUUCUUCACUACCACCUUCUCCUUUAACCUUAGAAUCAGGGUCACAACGUGCAGUCCCUCAGCAGACACUGCGUGACUCUCCUGUAAUUGUACGAAAUCCUGAGGUUCCUCUAGCAAAAUUUGCAGAAUGUCCACUGGUAAAGGUUGCAGAUAAAGAGGGAGCAAACUCCAAGCAUGACAGCUUGACCGGUGUUCUCCCUGGUGCAGGAUUACAGAUGCCUGUUCCAAUUAAUGCUGCAGCCUCCACUAAUGGGGCAGUCUUAUUACAUAGCCCUUCAUCAACUCUGGUCCUGGUGUCUUCCAUCUCUUCCCUUCCAAACCCCAACCCUACAAGCCUCACCACUCAAUCCAGCCCUGCCUUGGCCUGCAUAUCAGUGCCCAGUCCAGCCCCUGAUUCUGCUUCCUUUGGUUCAGGAGGAGGAGAUCAGGGAAAGGGUGGAAUAACAAAAUUACAGCAACCAGUUCCAUGUCACCCUGCCCCGACUGCUUUGUUGCCACUUUUACUUCCUGCAGAGACUUUGCACCCUGUGCCAUGCAAGGACAUCAUCAUGGGACGACCAGGAACUGUGUGGACUAAUGUGGAGCCUCGCUCGGUUCCAGUGUUUCCUUGGCAUUCGUUGGUGCCGUUCCUGGCACCGACUCAAUCAGAUCCAUCGACACAGCCUGGUGAGGGCCAGCAGCCUGUCAAUCAUUCUCAGACUGGCACUCUUAAGAAAGAGUGCCAGGGCGGUUCAGUGGUGAAGGAGGUCGUUGAGGGAGCAUCAACCCCUACUUUGCGACCUGCUCCCUCUAUCGAUGACCUCCCCCCAGAGAAGGAAAGAGAGAGGGAGACAGAAAAAGAGAGACCAGACAGUGAAACAGAAAGUGAUGUCGAUGAUCCGUUUUUACCAGGUGUCCUCCCUGACCCACCAGUCUCAGCAUCUCCCGGGAAACGCCGUUCUCAGUCUCUGAGUGCGCUGCCCAAAGAUGACAAAAACAGCCCUGGCAAGAGGGAGAAGGAUCACAUCCGGAGGCCCAUGAACGCCUUCAUGAUCUUCAGCAAGCGCCACCGUGCUCUCGUUCACCAGCGGCACCCUAAUCAGGACAACCGCACCGUUAGCAAGAUCCUGGGAGAGUGGUGGUACGCUUUGGGACAAAAAGAAAAACAGAAAUAUCACGACCUUGCAUUCCAGGUGAAGGAAGCGCACUUUAAGGCCCACCCCGACUGGAAGUGGUGUAAUAAGGACAGGAAGAAGUCGAGCAGCGAGAGCCGUAAUGCGCCAGGGGGAAAGGAUGUCAGAGAGAGAAGCAUGUCAGAGACAACAGAGCCUCCAUCUGUUUCCAUGGGUGCUGAGCUUAAAGGGAUUGGGCCGGGUGUGGUAGGCGUGUCAGAGCGUGCUGGAGGGGAGAGGCUUGCACGCCCCCGUGCCUUCUCACAGAGUGCUAUGCACAGCUUGGAGAGAAGCGAGAGAGGCAACCCUCAGGUGCUAGCAGAGCUCUCCCAGAUAUGUGGGGAUGGGGGCCAGUUUUCAGGUCGGGGGGGAACACUGUCUCAGGUCCAGAGGGGUGUGAGUGAAGAUAUGACCAGUGAUGAGGAACGCAUGGUCAUUUGUGAAGAGGAGGGGGAUGAUGAUGUCAUUGAGGACCCUUAUCCAGGCAGCUCCAUAGACCUGAAGUGUAAGGAGAAAGUGACAGACAGUGACAGUGAAAAUGGAUCUGGGGACGAAGGUGAACGCAAGAGAGUCUUUGCCCCUGUGAUCUGCUCGUCAGCGUCAGGACCCGGUCACGGGCGGAGUGUAUCUCUCUCCUCUUACCCUUCCUCCAGACACUCCUCAGACACUUCCAUCAAGAAGAAGCGUGGGAUAGAGGGAGGAGAGGGAGAGCGUCGGGAUGGUGAAGGUGGUGCAUCUCACUGUCUUCCCCUGUCUUCCUCUGGCCAGUCCAUUUCAGUUAGCACAUCUUCAACACUGGGAGCAGUGAGAGUAGCAUCCACUAUCGUCACUAAUGUGGUACGCCCUGUUGUCAGUACACCAGUGCCAAUUGCCAGCAAAUCGGCCCAAGACAGAAAAGCCACCACUCCUCAGACGCAGCUUCUUAUUGGAUCUGGAGUGGCAGGAAGUGGGGCAACUUUGGCACCAUCAGGAGGGGGCGGGUACUAUUCCUCAUCUUCGCCCAGUCCUGUAACUGCACCUGGAGGUCAAGGGGGGCUAAAUCUCGUCUUGGGAAGCACAUUCCAGGCACCGUCUGCAGUGCAGCUUAUCACACCCCCUCCUUCUCAAAAUCCUGCAUCCCCCGCCACAGUCACUCCCACUCAGAGUAAUGGUCCUGCACCUCUGCCUCUGCUGCAGCCUCACAUCCUUCCUACAGCCUCGCCCGCACCCUCUGCAGGCCAAAAAGCAGUCACACAAGUACAGUACAUCCUGCCCACUCUCUCUGCCAACAACCCCAAGAGCCCCUCCCCUCAGCAGCCCAGCCAGCCAACCAGUAUCUUCACCCUGCCUCCAGCUCCACCUACACUUGCUUCAGUGGCAAAUGGGAAGCAGUCAGGAUAUACCUCUGGCUCUGCAGUAGGCGUGGUCAGUCCAGGAGCUAGAGUGCAAACACAGUCCCCAGUCUUACAGGGCAAGAUGCUGGUUCCCAUGGCAACUGUGCGGACCACUCCUGCCCCUUCUCAGCAGUUUCCCCUGAUGGCUCCUCCUCUUCCUGUGCAGAAUGGAGCUCAGACAGGAAACAAGAUCAUCCAGAUUGCCCCCAUGCCUGUUGUGCAGUCCCAGCUUCCUUCAGCAGGGAGUCCUUUCCCUGUAACCAUGGCAGCAGCCACAGUGGUUGCCCCCCCAGGCUCUACCCCCUCACAAGCUGUGCUGCUGCCUCCCCCACCCACGAGAAUCACUUAUGUCCAGUCCACUCCAGGAGGGCCCUCCCCUAUCCCUCUUGUAUCCACUGCAACAGGCUCCACCUCCCAAACGGUGCCCCCAACACCUGGAUCAGCAUAUGUGCCAUCUCCUUUGGCCACCUUUGCAGCGAUUGCUCAUCCGGGACAGGCUUUAGUGCAGCCACUUAUUACUGGUCAGCCUCCUUUGUUAGCACCGCCCCAGUCUCACAGCCCAGCCAUCACAGCCAUCUACCCUUCUCCAACUGUCACCCUGGCGACAGGGGUGGUGUCUGCAGCAACAGUGCCACCUGGCGUGGUUUAUACGGUCUCAAGCCCCUCUAUCCUUCCCAAACACACUUCCACCACUUCUGUGACACCUACGACCCUGCCGGCCCCUGACAGGCCGGGUCACGGUCCUGCACACGCUGAGCUGGACAGACAGACGGACAAACUGCCUCUCUCUCACACUGACAGACUGACUAAAGUCGGCAGUAGCUCAACGGCUCCACCGCCUGGUGCGACAUUGCCUCUACAGCCUGCCAGUCCAGCUCAGCCACCACUUGCAGCUGCCAUUUCUAAACUUCCCCCGGUCCCUGCCAGGCCUCCACAGAAGAUCAAGGCCACUGUGGCCAACAUCCCUGUUGGCUGCUAUGAUGGGGGAGGGAGAGGAAAAGAGAGAGAGAAAGACAGGGAGAAAGAGAAAGAGAGGGAACGUGAGAAGGAGAAAGAGAGCAGCAGCUGUUUCUCGUUCGAGGUGGAUAAAUCAGGAGAAAUGACUCCUGCUGCUCCCGCCUCACUAGAUGAUGGCUCUUCGGAAGCUGAAGCUCAUAACAGUGGUGAAGCGGGUUCCACAAGCACACGCAGCAAAGAGGCCAAUGCUAAAGAGGCUGAAUGGAAAGACUCUACAUCCUCUUCUCCCUUACCUCCAUCAGCGUCAGAGCCUGCCCCGCCCCUUCCGCAGUCAGACAAAGAUAAUCCUCUUCCCAAAAAGCUCAAGUCCCGCCCCCCACCGCUGAAGCGCCCAUUCGACUCAGUUGACAAAGUCCUGUCAGAGGUGUACUUUGAGGAGCGAUUUGCUGAGCUGCCAGAGUUUCGUCCAGAGGAGGUGCUUCCCUCUCCAACCCUGCAGAGCCUGGCCACCUCUCCACGCGCCAUUCUGGGCAGCUACCGCAGGAAGAGGAAGAACUCAACCGGUGAGAGAGAUUUAGACUCCUCCACGGACGACCCCAUCUCCCCGAAGAGAAAGAGCCGGCGCAGGUCUAGCUGCAGCUCAGAACCUAACACACCCAAAAGUGCUGCCAAGUGUGAGGGUGAUAUAUUUACCUUUGACAGGCCAGGUACAGAUGGGGAGGACAUACUGGGGGAGCUGGAGUUUGAUAAGGUGCCAUACUCCUCUCUGAGAAGAACUCUUGAUCAGAGGAGAGCUCUUGUCAUGCAGCUAUUCCAGGAGCAUGGUUUCUUCCCUUCAGCCCAGGCCACUGCUGCAUUCCAGGCACGAUAUGCUGAUAUCUUCCCUACCAAGGUGUGUUUGCAGUUGAAGAUCCGCGAGGUCCGCCAAAAGAUCAUGCAAACGGCUGCGCCUACCGAAAUUGCAGGGACUUCUGACUCUGCCUCUUUACCGGGCCCAUCUGGGCCUGCAGCCAAUGAGGGAGGAGGCGGGUCUGAGUCUGCAGAUAAAGAGGCAGAGCGAGACGAGGAACAAAGCAACUCUGAUGAGCCCAGGAACGCAGGCGAUUCACUGGACUCCACCAGAUGAGUUCAAUGGACAAAGUGAGAGGAACGACUGACGACCAGAUCCCUCCUCCUGCAUCUAUAGAAGACACGUGUAUUGCUCUUCUCAGUAGAGUGCGAGUGUGGAAUGGAUGUUCAGAGGGGGAGGUCCCAACACGAACUGGGUUUUUUCAACUGAAUUCUACAGUAUUUCAUGUUUUGAAAAAACUUUUAAUUAUGAAAGACUCAAAUAUAGGUCACAUUUACACACACACACACACACACACACACACACACCAUUUCUCAUUGUCUUAAAUAUCCACACUUGAACUUAAAGCAUUAUUUUACUGCGAAGGCUUCCUUGGGACUCUUGAGACUUGAAGAUUACAGAAUUGUUCUGUAAACAGUGAAGGCAACCCUGCUACUAUACAAAGGCAGGACUUAGGCAGGCAUCAGAUUCCUUUACAGACUAAACUGAUUUUUUUUUUUUUUUUUUUUUAUAAACAUGACAUGGAAGUAUCAGUCGGGCACAAAUGGUUUGUCAUAGGCUCAUGGUUUACUGCCAGUCAUUGUGAGGCUGGCCUCCACUGGCUAGGUUUUAGAGAUGAUGAAGACUUAAUGGACUCGUAUAUUUUGAUAUUUACUUCCCCUUUCCCAACUUCCAUUGUGUUUCAGUUUUAAAGGCUUUUUAUUGGCAAGCAUUGUCAAGGCACUGAAUAGCUUCAGUGAGGGAGUAGCUUAGCUUUCACAAGCUCCUUCUUCCUAUGAUUGGCUGUAGUAGAUGCCAGUCACAGCCUAAGCUACAGAUUGGCCAGCCAUGAAGGAAGAUGUUAUUAGAAGGGAAGUCAGUGGGCACAUUAUGGCCAUUGAUUGGAAGUUUGGAAGUUUUUUCAUAUAUAUUGAGAAACAUAUUUAAUUUUUUUUCUUUCCAUGCCAUUUUAUUCAUGUUAAUAUGAGAUGAGGAGGUAGAAAGGAUGGUGAAAUACAUUGUUAGGAAUUUACUAUAAGACAUAACUUUUUAAAAAAGAAAAAGCAAACUUGACUUUUAAUUUAACUCAAAUCUACAGGUCAAUAUGUUAUUGAAUUUCUCAUUACUGUUCUUAAUACUAUUCUUGUGGAUCUGAUCCGUAUAACCAACAUACUGCACCUUUUUGUCUUGCUUUUGAGGAUGGAAGUAUGAGAGGACAGGAGCAAAAAAAACAAACAAAAAAAACAACUCCACUCUUAGUUUGUCCUCCAAAAUCGCACUUCAACUGCGACAUUGAACUUUUCCUUUUAUUGGCCUUAUCUUGAUAAUCACAGAGAUGUGAUGAUUAUUUUUUCUUCUUUCAAGAACAUAAAUAUAUUAUAUGCUCCUCUGUUGUGCAGGAAAUCCCAGUCUUUUAGCGCUAGUUCAACCUUCUCCACUAACAUUCCUCCCUGUUCCUUCAUUCCUGUUUUUCCCUCCUUCUGUCACUUUAUUGGUCUUUCUACAUCUCAGCCACUUUAGGUUGAGCUAAGAGAGAAAGGUGGAAGAAGAGGAGAAGGAGGCAGGAUGUCUGUGAUGAUUGUGCUGUGUGAGGCUUGUUCGUGUUGUACAUAGUUCUGGUGGAGUCUCAUGGCUCUGUACCAUAGUAAGGAGCAUUAUUAAACGUUAAACAAUGCCAUUACAGGAAUUGAAAUUGUAAAACAAAUGAAAAAAAUGAUUAUGAAUAUUAACAUUUUGCUAAUUAUGUGAAAAGAUUUAUACAAAUAAGCUCUACAUUUGUAUCUAUUUCUCUCAGUAUAUGAAUAAAUAGAUGUUCAAAUAAACAGCAA